GCAGUUCCUUUGCAUUGGAUAGUGAAAGACUUUUACAAUAUUCAUACAAUCUUGAUCUCUAAACGCUUCAAUGGCAGAAGGCAGCGAAGAUUCUUACCUGUACAUGAAAAGCCAUUCAAAGGCUAACAAUGAGUUUGUCCAUGGAGAAGCCGUUUCUGGCAAAUCACCAUCUAGCUGUGUUCCAAAGAAGCCCAGCGCGGAUACUCGAACCAUACCUGCUUCGCCUUCGCAUAAACCUCACCGUCAAAAGAGCAACGUAGUGGCUGGACUUGGUGCCUCUUCUAGUGUCACAAAAUCCGUGGACGCUCCCGCCGUUGGACCACUCAACCAUGAUGAUUGUAUGGCUUUUGACCUUUAUGAGCAAGAUCCCGACAUAGUCUACGGGUCUUCGGAUUACAACCUUCGAAGACAGUCAUCGGACUUCCAGCUCAACUUUGAAGAUAUGAUUGUGUUGCCAAUGAGACUCAAGAAACCAUCCACCGCGAUUGAAUUCGAAACAUCUCCUUUCACUGACAUCGAUGAGUUCGACUACGCAGAUCAGCACGUCUAUUAUAGUCAGCUCAUCACUACUGUUAACUCGAACUCGGCGGUACAUGAAUACGCUGUACGCAAAGGACCUCUUUGGGACUGCGCCUGGGAAAUUCUUGUACCAAAAGGCCUUCAUCCAAGCUAUCUUACAGAGGAUGAAUUUGUAAAGUUGGUGUUAAGUCAAGGCAACGAUACAACCAAGUGGAUGGAUAUCAAUAUUCCAAUUCUACAUAGAAGAGCACUUCAAAAAGCGGGUGCUGCACGUCAGAAGCUUUCCAUGGCGGGUAUUUCCCCUUUCGAGUUAACUCAAGAGUAUUUGGAGUCUUUUGAAUGGAUGGAUAAGAUUGAGCAAGAUAACUUUAUCAAGACUAUGCAGAAGCUCCAGUUGCAGGUCUCUUUUCAGAAACAAGGCAUUUCAAUGAGAAUUGAGGAUAUCGACAAUUUCGCUUCGGAGGAUGAGGAGAAGCUCAUUGGCAAGUCACAUACAAAGCUGGUUGACGGGUCUUGCAUUCAACGAGACUGUUCCUCCGACAUUGACAACUCGUUCAUGGUCGACAAACUUAGUCUUGAAGAAUUUGAGAACCAGUUCUGGAAUGAUGAAAACGAGAAGGCUUCUCCGACAUGCAAGAAGGCUCCUUCUCCGUUCUGCAGCACGCCAGUUUCGCAAACACACCAAUCUCCAACUGCCCCCAACAUUCACGGCGAAGCAGUUUCUAUGGAGUGUCUGAAGAACAUUUUACAUUCUCAGGGUAUUGAGUCUGGACCAUCCUCUUCACUUCUACAAUCUGGUGCAGGCUCCGAGCACUUCAAGAUCAGUCAAGAGACUAAGCAUACCCAUAAAACCGAUAAAGCUUGCAUGAGCCAAUCUCCACUUCCACCACUCGAAGCUGCCAAGAGCCAUCCUUACCAAAGCUCUUUUGUUCUUCCACUAAAGAAUUCUGACUCUCACGUCCUCUUCUCUCUCCAAGAUCCUCCUUCUCUGACUCCUCUCAAAACUACACAACCCGAACCUGGUCGCCUUGAAUCCUCCAGCUACUCAAGUCAUGAUUCUAGUGAUAGCGGCAGUGGCACUCUAAGUUCCAAAUCACAAUCACACAAUUCCGGAGCUAGUUCUGUCGGUGGUGCCCCUCUGACAGGUACUCUUAGUGGUGAUAGUGCCUGCCAAAACCAACAAUCAUGCAAGGCAGAAGGAAGCCGGGCAAAUGGAGCAAGUGAGAAAUUCGCCAGUAUUGGCAAGAAAAUCGAAGGCUCCCCUAAAGCUAUCAAGAAGAAGCUGAGUUCGGUUUUCGGAACGAUCGGAAGAUCUGGGCGAUCAGGCACGCAAUGAGAAGCGACUGCCUGAGUUUCGAAGAUGUUGCUGGUACUAGUUGCCCAUACUGAUGCAUCAUUUAUUACUCAAGGAAAUUUUUUUGGGACGGAAGGGUCGCAUAUUGUGCCCAAGGCAUGCGAGGUGCUCGUUUGAUGGAGAAUCACAAUGAAAGAAACAUGGUUAUGAAGGAGUAUCACAGGGCUCUAUUAUCAACUCAUAUUGCUAGUGUUCGAAUCGAGUAUCGAAGUAUGGUUGGUCAUCAAAUAGCUUGAAGUCAUUACCAGGCUCUCUGAGUCUACGGAGAGAUAAUUGCACAUUCGUUAAAAGUUAGAUUAGUAUAGGACGGAGAGAUAGUCAGAAUUACAAGAGAUCAACCA
Messenger RNA from Botrytis cinerea B05.10, 2214 nucleotides. RefSeq lists its product as hypothetical. The record is from RefSeq and is a predicted model, not a curated record. Bases 71 to 1855 code for a protein of 594 amino acids. NCBI's taxonomy places the organism in Eukaryota, Fungi, Ascomycota, Leotiomycetes, Helotiales, Sclerotiniaceae. The transcript has a single exon.